UCGUGAAAAUACGAAUUAAUAAGAUGACAAGCAUUCAACACCAUACAACUUAUUACAAAAAUGGCGCUUGCUGAAAUUUGCGGUUUAAAAUCGUUUGUUAAUUUUAAUACCUCUCGCGAAGAAGAUUAUUAUUUGCGAGAAAUUGAAGGAUAUAGUAAAAAUUUUACAAAUAAUGCGCAACUAGCAAUGCCACCAUAUAUAAAUCCAGCAGAAAAAUUGGCUCACUUUGCAGAGGCACCGGAUGAAGCAGGAAAACAUCUAAAGAUCAGAUUUGAUCAUGGUACUACCACACUGGGUUUUCAAUAUCAAGGUGGAAUUGUACUUGCUGUUGAUUCACGAGCAACAGGAGGCCAAUUUAUCGGUUCAUCCAGCAUGAAGAAAAUCGUUGAAAUCAAUGAUUAUCUUCUUGGAACAUUAGCUGGUGGUGCUGCAGAUUGUGUUUAUUGGGAUCGUGUUUUAGCAAAACAAUGUCGUACAUAUGAACUAAGAAAUAGAGAACGUAUUUCUAUUGCAGCAGCCAGCAAACUUUUAUCAAAUAUGAUAUAUAAUUACAAGGGAAUGGGAUUAAGUAUAGGUAUGAUGCUUGCUGGAUGGGACAAGAGAGGACCUAGUUUAUAUUAUGUUGAUUCAGAAGGUGCUCGUACACCAGGAAAAGUAUUCAGCGUAGGAUCAGGUUCAAUUUAUGCAUUUGGUACAUUAGAUUCUGGAUAUCGCUGGGAUCUAUCCGACGAAGAGGCUUAUGAACUUGGUAAAAGAUCGAUUUAUCAUGCCACUCAUAGAGAUGCUUACUCUGGUGGUAUUGUAAGAGUGUAUCACAUAAAGUCAACGGGAUGGGUACACAUUUCUGACGAAGAUUGUAAAGACCUUCACUAUAUGUAUCAAGAACGAAAAGAAAAGAAGCUUAAUUAAUAAUAUAUAUGGCUUAUUAUAUCUUGUCAAAUGUUUUCUCUAAUAAAAUUUUCCUUUAAAUAUAAAA
Apis dorsata (giant honeybee) is the source of this 976-nucleotide messenger RNA. RefSeq names its product proteasome subunit beta type-5-like (gene Prosbeta5). The coding region runs from base 61 to 909 and encodes 282 amino acids. Gene Ontology annotation, molecular function: threonine-type endopeptidase activity. Lineage: Eukaryota; Metazoa; Arthropoda; Insecta; Hymenoptera; Apidae. The transcript is spliced from 5 exons. Gene Ontology annotation, cellular component: proteasome core complex. The record is from RefSeq and is a predicted model, not a curated record.